Yamadazyma jaroonii is the source of this 918-nucleotide messenger RNA. The record is from the annotation of a GenBank genome assembly. NCBI's taxonomy places the organism in Eukaryota, Fungi, Ascomycota, Pichiomycetes, Serinales, Debaryomycetaceae.
AUGGAGUCAAUCAAGUCUAAUAUCUACUCAGUUAUCAAUUAUUUUCACAAAGACGAUCGUUACAAUCGAAUAACUUUUGGUCUUGACAGAAACAUUUAUAUGAAGAAUCUUAUACGUUGGAGAUAUGCUGAUGUUCUCCUUUUAGGAGUAUUAUUUGUGAUAUUUUUGUUCACUAACUGGAUACCUCCAUUUCAAAGACAAUUCUAUAUAAAUGAUCUUACCAUAUCCCAUCCAUUUGCUGAAGUUGAAAGAGUUUCGAAUGCUGCUUUAUUCUUUUAUUCUACUUGGGUUCCAACCAUUACCAUUGCAGCAAUUGGUUUAAUAUUCACAAAACCUGAGAACAAAAUUUAUGUAACAUUCAUUUCCUUAUUAGGACUUUUCAUUUCCGUUUUCACCACAAGUGUGGUGACAGAUAUAUUGAAGAACUUCAUCGGAAGACAUAGACCUGACUUUUUAGCUAGAUGUUUACCUAAACCUGAUGCUCCCACAGAUAUUUUAGUUUACGCCAAAGAUGUUUGUACUACUGAUAAUAUUGAUAGAUUAAUGGAUGGGUUCCGUACCACUCCGUCAGGACAUUCAUCUAUCAGUUUUGCAGGGUUAGGAUACCUUUCAUUAUGGUUAAGUGGUCAAUUAAUUGUAAAACAUUAUCAGCUGGGUGCUUGGAGAUCAAUUGUUUGUAUGAUACCAGCUUUUGGUGCUGCAUUAAUUGCAUUAAGUAGAACCGAGGAUUACAGACAUCACUUCAUAGAUGUUAUAAUUGGAUCAGUUAUAGGGAUGAAUAUUGCUGUUUGGUCAUAUUUCAGAUAUUUCCCAUCAUUAAAAGUUGCUAAAAGUUUCGAACCUAAAAUCAUUCUCGCCGAAGAAGAAUCACCUGAUUUUGCUUAUGAGAACAUCGAUACUACACAAGAAGAAGUUUAG